AUGACUUCGGCGGUACCAACAUCUCAUCCGCCUGUAAUCAACGCGCCCGGCGGGUCCAGCGGCAACCCCGUCAUCAACGCGCCUCCCAGAUCACCACACUCGUCCAUGUCACCAGUCGCCUCACCACAACAAAACGUUUCCCCUGGCUCGCCGCGGCAUCAGUCCGGCACCAUUGACGCGGAGACGUACAUCCGCAACCACGGAGGAGACCUGCGACGGACAAUUGACUCGGUAGUCAAUGAUCGUAAUCAGCUGCAAGGACAAAACACACAACUGUGGCGAUUGAUCGAGAAGCAGAGAGCACAAUGUGCUCAUCUCGCGGCGGACAACGACCGGUUACGACAAGAUCGGGAACGAGCAAAUCAGCGAUUGAUCCAGGCCGGAUUGGAGCCUGUAGCUGGCGCUCGGCGUGGCGUCUCGCACAGCGUCAGUGCCAUGACGCUCAUGUCGGGCGAGGGGAGGCGGCAAAAUAAUUCUGACCAGGAGGACAAUGGAAGCGCAAAGGGCUCUAAUGGCCCGUCAACGUCUCCCGUCUCGGUCCCAAACCUUGCCGCCACUGCCCGCUCGACGUCGCCGGGAGAAUCGCAGGUCAACUCUGGCUUGUCCUCGGGCUGGACGUCGUCUGCGCCUCCUCAACAGCCAGAAUACAACCCCUCCUCUCUCGCCCCCUCCGCUCUCCCUCCUCCGGCCGUUGACGCCUACGGCGGCCUCCUCCCGUCUCCGCUUCCCGAGCGCCGUCUGCGUCACGAGUCUCGCAUGACUUUCCCUCCCGAGGUCGCGUCGUUUAUGGCACUCGCAGACACGCCGAGGGACGGCACUGCCGAGGGAUCGACGCCCAGCCCAGGUGACAGCGCCCGAGGAUCGCCUGCGGUGGAGCCCAUAUUCGAAAACAGCAACGAGGAUCCGCGGCCGUCUCAAGACACGAUCCCGUUCCGACCAGUUCUGGACCAGCAACCGUCAAAUGACUCGGUUCCGAGCAACGGCAAUGCCAUCGCCUCGCCCUCCCCGGCACCCGAUCACACGCAGCUCACCCCUGCUCUCCUCCCCCACGCUCACCUCUCCAUCCCGCACUCGACCGUUUUCCCCAACCAAAACGGACGUGACGUGCUGUGCUUCAUCAUUGCCAUCAACAUCCGCCCUCCCAACAAUGCGACCCCAUUGUCCUGGACCGUCGGCAAGACAUUUUCUGCCUUUAUGGACCUCGACGCCCGGUCACAAGAACGGUCGGGGAAGAACCGCAAGGAGUGGAAGCGGAUGGUCGCGUCGCUGCCCGAGGGCAAGGCCUGGAAGGACUUUGCGCCGAGCAAGAUUGAUCAGCGCAAAGUCGCCCUCGAGCAGUACCUCGAGUCGCUCCUGCUCGCCCCAACCAGUGACAAGUCGGAUCUGUGCAACUUUCUUACGACCGAUGUUGUGCAAGCCAAGACGAACAAGAAUCGAGAGGAGGGCUACCUCACGAAGAAGGGCAAGCCGUUUAAGGGAUGGAAGACGCGCUACUAUGUGCUUGACGGCUCGGUCAUGAAGUGCUUCGAGUCGCGCGGUGGACCGCUGAUCAGCACCCUGCAAAUUGCCGGUGCGCAGAUCGGCCGGGGAAACCGUGCGACCGACAACGGCGACGAGCGCGACGGCCGCCAUGCUUUCCUGAUCAUUGAGGCCUCUAAGAAAGACUCCUCAACGCAGAACCGACACGUUUUGUGCGCUAGCAGCGACGCAGAGCGCGACAGCUGGAUCGAGAUGCUCUCGACUGCCUCGACGGCCCACACGCAGCAGGCGUCCAGCACCAGCCAAAACGGACCUCCGCCGGCUUUCCAGAACGCGGCGGCUCGCGAGCUCGGCCACCAGCGCCGCAGGAGUGCGAUCCGCAAGUCGAGCAAGGACGUUGUGGUCACGUCGGCGCAGCCCAUGUCGUCGCUGCCUGAUGCGCAGGCCAAGUUCAUCAGCGGCGCCCCUCUCCCAUCUGUUAUCAACCUGAUGGAGUCGCAGCGUCAACUGCACUCAUCGAGCACGACCGACCUGCUGUAUGAAGCGCCGACGCCGAAACCGGCAAAGCGCCAGAGUGCGAUGCCCGGACGACAGUCGUUCUCGCCUGCAUACCUGACAAAGCUGUCCAACGACGGCAUCUCGAGUGUGCCGGGUUACCCCGCCGAGCGCGACCGCGAGCGCAAGGCGAAGAGUGGCCGUUUCUGGGGCUUUGGUAAGACGAUCGAGAAGGCGCCGGCCAAGCCCGUGUUUGGCGUGCCGCUGAACGACUCGAUCGCCGUUGCGCAGGUGGCUGGCCUUCCUGCGAUCGUGUUCCGCUGCAUCGAGUACCUCGAGGCGAAGCACGCCGACCAGGAGGAGGGCAUCUACCGCCUGUCUGGCUCGAGUGCGGUUAUCAAGGGUCUCAAGGAGAAGUUCAACGCCGAGGGCGACGUGAAUCUGCUUGCGAUCGACGAGCGAUGGGACCCGCACGCGAUUGCUGGUCUCCUCAAGACGUAUAUGCGCGAGCUGCCGACGAGUCUGCUCACGCGAGAGCUGCACCUGCGAUUCCUGGAUCUGAUCGACCCUGCUGCGCGUGUCGCCGAGCUGUCGCGCUUGGUGACCGAGCUCCCGCCGUCCAACUACACGCUUUUGCGUGCGUUCAUCUCGCACCUGAUCCUGAUUGUGAAGAAUGCCGCGGUCAACAAGAUGACGCUGCGAAACAUUGGCAUCGUCUUCUCCCCGACGCUCGGUAUUCCGGCGGGCAUCUUCUACGAGCUCGUCUCCCGCUUCGGUGCGAUCUUUGACGACGCGGGUGUGGAGGAGUUGCCUCUUGACGGUCCUGCGCCUGCGACCCUCGGCGUGCCCGAGGGCGAGGACGCGGCCGCGGGCACCAACCUCGCCAAGCGCAACAGCAUGCUGUACCACCAGGGCGGGGCGGACACUCUGCUCGGUCUCGGUGGCCGCGCGCUCGACCCAGCGACGGAGGACAGCACGUCCGAGCUCUCACUCGAUGAUCUCGAGAGCGAGCAAAUGUCGGCGCAGUCGAGCGACAACUUGAGCGUGCUCGCGACGCCGGACCAGGGCACAGCCAGGGGACGGAGGGACAUGUUCUCGUCCCCGCGCAACGACCAGGUGGAGGUAGUCUCGACGCCGAAUGGCGCGUGA
Messenger RNA from Trichosporon asahii var. asahii CBS 2479, 3123 nucleotides. Its product is annotated as signal transducer. The record is from RefSeq and is a predicted model, not a curated record. The transcript has 4 exons. Gene Ontology annotation, cellular component: cytoplasm. Gene Ontology annotation, biological process: regulation of GTPase activity; signal transduction. Gene Ontology annotation, molecular function: phosphatidylinositol binding. Lineage: Eukaryota; Fungi; Basidiomycota; Tremellomycetes; Trichosporonales; Trichosporonaceae. The coding region runs from base 1 to 3123 and encodes 1040 amino acids.